Notechis scutatus (mainland tiger snake) is the source of this 1120-nucleotide messenger RNA. NCBI's taxonomy places the organism in Eukaryota, Metazoa, Chordata, Lepidosauria, Squamata, Elapidae. The record is from RefSeq and is a predicted model, not a curated record.
UGACGGGGCGGGCUCGCCGCGGGAGGAAGUCUUGGUGGGACCCGAGCGGGGGACCUUCCCUCCCGCGGCUCUUCCACCGCCCUCGGGGUGCAAAGCCGGCAGGGGCGGCUCGGAGGCGCCAGCAGAACCGCGGGGCUCCGGCAAGAUGGAGGCCUUCAGCUCGCGCAACCUGGCGCUGCAAGCGGAGAAGAAGCUGCUGAGCCGCAUGGCCAGCAAGUCCACCAUCACCAUGUUCAUCGACGAGACCAGCGGGGCCGUGCUGGACGAGCUCUACCGCAUCUCCAAGGAGCACACGCAGGACCGGGCGGCCUCCCAGAAGGUCAUCAAGGACCUGGUGAAGGUGGCGGUCAAGGUCUCCGUCCUCUUCCGCAACAGCCGCUUCAGCGAGGCCGAGCUGGCGGUGGCCGAGGACUUCAAGCAGAAGCUGCGCCAGGGAGCCAUGACGGCCGUCAGCUUCCACCAGGUGGCCUUCACCUUUGAGCAGGCCGUGCUGGGCCGCCUGCUGGAGGAGUGCCGGGACCUGCUGAUCCGGCUGGUGGAGAAGCACCUGACCCCCAAGUCCCACGGGCGCAUCCGCCACGUCUUCGACCACUUCGCCAACGCCGAACUGCUGGGCCGGCUCUACAGCCCCGGGAGUCCCUUCGAGCCCCACCUGGAGAGGGUCUGCCAGGGGCUCAACCAGCUCAUGGACCAAGGGAAGCUGUGACCGGCCCUCCCCACCCAAGCCAUGGGGGGAGGGGAGGGGGGUCUCUGGGUCAGCCAACGGAACUCACGGCCACUGGUUCCACGGCUGGGAUUUCGGACCUGGGCCUAAAGACUCAGCAGGCUGUGUUUGCAAUGGAUCAGUGAGGACUAGAAGCUUGGGAUGAAAGCGCUUGGCUUCUUCAACUGGAAGGGUCCCUGAAUGUGAAAGGGGUCCACUCGAUGGACAAUUCCUUCUGGCCGGAGGAUGUGGGGGGGCCCGGGGUGUUUCACAUCUUGGAUUGGGGAGGGGGAUUGUGGUCAAAUUGCUUUCCUUCCUUUUUGCUUCCCCCGGCAAGCAAUGCUUGGAAGGUGCCCGUUACAGCGUCUGCGGUGAAUUGAAUCUCAGAAUUGGACCUGCUUUGUGCCCUCAAGGGGA